ACGCGUUCCGCCAUUUCCGCCACCGAAAGGAAAAGUCGACAGACGACGGAAAAGGCUUCGACUCGGUCGGCGGCCGAUGGAGCGCGAGUUGUUUUGAAGCCGCUUCGAGAGCGUCCGCGGAGGUCGACGACCCGAGCCGAGCUUUCCUCGCCCUUCGCCCGAGCGUUCCCUCGUCGAGCCGAUGGCUUCGCUGGGGAACUCGGCGGCCGCGUCGUCGAGCGGCGGCAGCAGCCCCAUGGUGGUGCUGGCGCCCAAGACCAAGACGAAAAAGAAGCACUUCGUCCAGCAGAAGGUCAAAGUGUUUCGGGCCAGCGACCCCGUCCUCAGCGUCUUCAUGUGGGGCGUCAAUCACUCGAUUAACGAUCUGAACCAGGUUCCCGUGCCCGUCAUGUUGCUGCCCGAUGACUUCAAGGCCAACACCAAGAUCAAAGUGACCAACCACCUCUUCAACAAAGAAAAUCUUCCCGGCCAUUUUAAAUUCAAGGAGUACUGUCCUCAAGUCUUUCGAAAUCUAAGGGAGCGCUUCGGUAUUGAAGAUCUGGACUAUCAGGUGUCUUUGACCCGCAGCCCCCCGACGAGGAGCGUCAACGACCAAGGGGAGGGGCUGCUCCUCAACUCCUACGACCGCACGCUCAUCGUCAAGCAAAUCUCCGGCGAGGACGUGGCCGACAUGCACAACAUCCUCUCCGAGUAUCACCAGCACAUCGUCAAGUGUCACGGGAGCACCCUGCUGCCUCAGUUCCUGGGAAUGUACCGGGUGAGCGUGGACAGCGAGGAGACCUACCUGAUCGUCAUGAGGAACAUGUUCAGCCACCGCAUCGUGGUGCACAGGAAGUACGACCUCAAGGGUUCUCUGGUGGAUCGGGAAGCAAGCGACAAAGAACGAGGUAAGGAGCUUCCCACCUUCAAAGACGUGGACUUCAGGAACAACAUGCAGAAGGUCUACGUCACCGAGGAGCAGAAGGAGAAGUUCAUGGAGAAACUCAAUCGAGAUGUGGAGUUCCUGGUGAAGCUGAAGAUCAUGGACUACAGCCUGCUGCUCGGCAUCCACGACGUGGGCCGCGCCGAGAGGGAGGAAGAGGAAGGCGAAGAGGUUUCCAACGAGGAAGACGCGGAGGCGGAGAACGGCCUGGCCGCCGCCGGAUCCUACGGCACGUCUCCGGAGGGCAUCGCCGGUUACAUGUCGUACUGCAAACCUCUCGGACCCGGCGAGUUUGACCCCUACGUGGACGUCUACGCCGUGGGCAGCUGCGCCGGCGCCCCCCAGAGGGAGGUCUACUUCAUGGGCCUGAUUGACGUCCUGACUCAAUACGACACCAAGAAGAAAGCGGCUCACGCGGCCAAGACCGUCAAGCACGGGGCGGGCGCCGAAAUCUCCACCGUACACCCCGAGCAGUACGCCAAACGAUUCCGGGACUUCAUCGCCAACAUUUUUGCCUAAACUUAAAUGCCUUAGCAUUGACCAAAGCCGGCGUGCGCGGGCCGUCGUUUGAAUGUGUUGACAUGGAGAAAAAAGGCUUCUUGCGUUGUGUUUGGCGGCCUUCAUAUCGCUUUAUUUAUGUAGAAGAUUCGCUCUCGCUCUUCCGCCGAUGGGAAGAAAGGUCCCGCCGGUUUCUUCCUCGUACAUUAAAAGACGAGUUGAUGUUUGAAAAAAGAAGGGCCUCUCCGACGGCGGCCCUCGCGCUCAUUUCCCUUUGGCGGCGCACGGAGGCCGCUUUUGCGCACCGUCGUCGCGCUUCGACCGGCGUUGGAGGCCAUGGCUUCCCGGCCAGUCAUCGAAACGCCCGCUCGAAGCGGGCCGCCGUCCCUCACCUUGGGCUGAGAAGAGGAAGGCCGUUUUUUUUUUUUUUUUUUGAAGCACAAGAAUACGAAUGACGUCAUCAAUGACUUUGUUUGGCACGCCGACGUCGGAGCUUCGCAUUUGUCUUUCGGAAUCAAACCAUUUAGGAGCAGUUUUGGGGGCCGCGUGGCCCACUUGAAAGUCGCGCUCAUAUUCUGAUGUGAAUCUCAGAGGGGGCGGGGGGUGGGGGGGGUCUCAUUCCCGAAUGGAGAGCGAUGUGAGCAAUGCCCCAAAGGUGUGCCACGUCCACAGUCACGCAUGCAGAAUUUGCACUUGACUGCGACAAAAAUGCAAGAAAUGAAUUUGUUGCUCAAAAGGACAACGCCACUCGUUCAUCAAAGAAUAUUGGACGUCGCUAUUGAAUAGAUGCCAUUUCAAUUCAAAGCAUCUUGUCGUGGUCCUUUCUUGCUGCUGGUGUGAUGCGUUGGAGUUUCCCCGUGAGCCGUCGGCACGCUAUGUUCAAUUCCGCAGUUGAGCGGCUUCACCGAAUGCGACGUUCCAAAAACCCGGCGUGGAAGUGGACACGAGUCGCUCUCCUUUGUGUCAGGCCUCAUCCGUUGCACGCCUUGUAUUUUUGCAAAUGGCCAUUUUGACCAAAAUAUAUUUUACACACGCAAACAAAAAA
Hippocampus comes (tiger tail seahorse) is the source of this 2465-nucleotide messenger RNA. Its product is annotated as phosphatidylinositol 5-phosphate 4-kinase type-2 gamma. Gene Ontology annotation, cellular component: plasma membrane. The transcript has 10 exons. Gene Ontology annotation, molecular function: 1-phosphatidylinositol-5-phosphate 4-kinase activity; 1-phosphatidylinositol-4-phosphate 5-kinase activity. NCBI's taxonomy places the organism in Eukaryota, Metazoa, Chordata, Actinopteri, Syngnathiformes, Syngnathidae. The record is from RefSeq and is a predicted model, not a curated record. The coding region runs from base 182 to 1441 and encodes 419 amino acids. Gene Ontology annotation, biological process: phosphatidylinositol phosphate biosynthetic process.